This is a messenger RNA of Melanotaenia boesemani (Boeseman's rainbowfish), 1833 nucleotides long. RefSeq names its product MARVEL domain containing 1 (gene marveld1). The transcript has a single exon. Lineage: Eukaryota; Metazoa; Chordata; Actinopteri; Atheriniformes; Melanotaeniidae. Gene Ontology annotation, cellular component: membrane. The record is from RefSeq and is a predicted model, not a curated record. Gene Ontology annotation, biological process: myelination. The coding region runs from base 362 to 859 and encodes 165 amino acids. Gene Ontology annotation, molecular function: structural constituent of myelin sheath.
GAUGAGUGGAGACGGAUGAGUCCCAUCAGUCCAGCAGAGGAGGAGCAGGGUUUAAAUUACAGGCCGCCCUCUCCAUCACCCAGCCCCCCAACACAAACGCUACAUUCAACGGAGGAAACGGAAAAGACGAAACAUAGAAGGUUUGUCAUUUUAAAACCCCGGGGCUGUGGAAAGAACAGAAAGUUCCCUUUUAUUGUCUUACUUUUUGAUUUUUUUUGUUGAACAUCAAGCCCCCCGCCUCCAAGCCCCUCAUUUAAACUUCUGGCCCCUACUUUUCCCCAGCUGUUUGCAGCUGGCAAAUAAGCACCCGCCCUGUUCGGGGAAAAAGGGACUAAGACUGACCGGAGAGAGAGGAGGAGAGAUGCCACCCCAAGCUCCCCAGUCGCAGGUGAAGAACAACAUCCUGAAGUUCCUCAAGAGUUUUUUGGGUAUCACUCGGAUUCUGCAGAUUGUUUUCGGAGCCGGGCUGUGGGUCACCAUGGCAGCCAACAAAUACGAGGGAUCCAUCCACUUCGUCCUGUUCGUCGCUGUCCUCUUCUGGCUCCUCACUCUCGACCUUUUCUUGCUCACCCUCCUAGACAAGCAGGACAUCGUGCCGUUUUUGGGAGGAGAACGCUGGUUGUGCACCAACCUGGCGCACGACGUGGCUGCCGCCGCGCUUUACGUGCCCGCAAUAGGAAUCCUGAUCCACAAGACGGAUCGCAAUUCGUUCUGCAACCUGGAUCAGUACAAGCACCUCUGUCUUUACAAGGUCUACUUGACAGCCACCGUGUUCGCCUGCCUGUGCUUCCUGACUUAUCUCCUCUCGGUUGUUUAUGGCGCGUGCAGAAAGUGUCGGGGAGAGCAAACGGUCAUAUAAGACACUAAACCGGCUGUGAUGGCAAUGAUGGAUGGAAGCGGAGCGUGGGUCCACUGCAAGAUGAGGAAUAGUUCACUGUAAUUUCACUCAACAGUUAUCCCUCCUGUCUUCCCACAGUGGUGGUGGGGCAGAAUCAGUUGCGGCCUCUGGUGGAGAGGCCAAAAGAUUCCCAGUGGAAGUUUUGUUAUGUGCUCAGUUAACAUAUUGGUAUCUUUGUUAAGGCUAAUUUGAACAGUUUAAUGUAUUUCCGCUAUAAAGAGUCACACUAACAUUCACGGGACUUACAGCAGUAUAUUUAGUGUUUACAACAAAACUGCCUUAAGAUGCCUUUUGUAGGUUUGUACUUGUUAACUGUCCAUCUAAAACUUCUUAUUGCUGCAGUUGUUUUCACACGGACUUCUCUUUUAAAUAUCUUUUUUAAAAAGUAUAUAUUUUUAUGUUUUAUAUGUUUUUGUAUGACAGCAAACGUUAGUGAGCAGUUAAACAGCAUUGACUUACUGAUAAGCUUUUAUCAGCUGUUUUUGUUUAGUCUACAACUCAAACAUUUCGUUCAGUUUUGUUUUCUGUCAGAAUGCUGUAUAUUCAUAAGGUUAAGGCAGCAGCAGUUCCACAGUAUGGAUGGGAUUGGUACUGCAACAUGUAUACGGAACAAUGAUACUCCUUGUAUAAAUCCAGAGUGGGAAUAAAGACGAGUAGGUUCAGAGUCAGUGAAAUGUCUUUGUUGUUGUGAUCCUGCAUUUGUUGUUUGUGAAUGUUCUGUGAAUUUUCUCAGUUACAUUUGGAGAAAAAGCUGGGCCUCUUGCACUAAUUGUUGUGUGUGUGUGUGUGUGGCUUUUUCUAAAUGAAACACAGAUUUGGAGAGGCAGGCGACAGAAGCCUCGGGGAGCUUCCUGUUAGGAGAUAAAAGCCUUGAUGAAUCAGCAGGGUUCAUUUUUGGUGCUGUUCCACCUAACCACAUUAAAGACACUGAGCCU